ACGCUCGAACACGUUUACAAGGACCAAGCUAAUGUCGCCGCGCUGUCCACUCCUUUGGCACGUUUUUCCUUCACCAGUCUGUCUGUCCGUCGGGCCACUUUCUCUCUACCGACCAUCAUCUUGGCAUUGUCAUGGCACUGGGAGGUUUAAACAGAACGAGCUCUCUCUCUCUCUCUCUCCUCCCCCCCGCGCGAACGCAUCAUUCACUCGUCAUUGUCGCUGCGUCUCGGCAGUUGGCUUGUCUUUCUCAGGCAUGAUGAUGAUGAUGGUGAUGACCAUGACAAUGAUGACAAUGAUGACGACUCUCCUCCUCAGGCACUUCCAUCUGAAACACAGAGGGCAGCGGCUUGCCUUCGUCGACCGCCUUGCAGACGGGGAAGUCGGAUCGCUUGGCGGGGUCGCUGGGCGGGUCGCGGCCCAGGAAGGCUCGGUCUUUGAAGAGCUCCUCGUCUGGUGUGCCGGGCGCCACGCACCACCGCCGCAUAGUCAGGGGCUGUCCGUCAGGCAACGUCAUCUUGGCCCUGGGGGAGUGAGAAUGGAGCCAUGAGAAGGACAGAAAGAGACGUGUGUGGUGCGGUGUGGUGUGGUGUCUCUGCAGAUACAUACUUGAUUUUGUCGAGGAACUCAUCGAGGCAGCACUCGGCCUUGCCCCCGCAGACGGGCAUCUCGCGGCCGUUGUAGAUGAUCUUGACGAAGUGCUGGGCCUCUGGCCAUCCACACACAGACACGCACACGUAGAGACACACGCACUUACAGAGUGCACUGUUCUGCCUUGUUUGUUCCCUGCUCUGCAGACUUACUUCCGUUGACGCGUUUCUCCCAGAGCUCCCAGAAGAUCGACGAGGCGAAGGGCGGCUGCUCGUCGUCAAACACGUCCAUCGUGCCUAACCCCCACACACGCAGGAAGGUCAUUGUGCCGUCACGUGUGUGUCGGGUGGCGAUCUGUGACCCCUUACUGAGUGCAGCCGCGAUUGUGCUGUCGUGAGCACUCAUCAAAAGGAACUUCAGCGUCACGAACCUCAUGUCGCUCAUGCCGGGGUACUGCAGGCCACGCAAUGCAAUCCACAGAACCAAACAGCUUUGGCGCACACAGAUGGUUCAACACAACACGCAGACCGACAGACCUUCUUGAUGAUCUUGGAUGCCUCUCUGAGUGACUGUCGGUCGCCCUUCGCCUUUGCCUUGAUCGCAGUGACGAGGACGUCGUAAAAGGCCGACGUGGCCACGCGGGCGUAGAACUCGUCGUCCCAGAUCUGUUUCAUUCAUGUGUCUGUUUCUCCUUUGCCUCGUGUGUGUGUCUCUGUCUGUCUGUCUGUCUGGUGUGCACUGCUGACGAAUGAGAAUUUGUGGUCGAGAGCGCGUUGGACGAAGUGGAUGUCGCGGGGGUCCUGCAGAAUCACAUGGCGGCCGUCGGCGAUCUGACACGUCACGGCGUCGCCCAUCUGGGCACACAAA
Messenger RNA from Vitrella brassicaformis, 1455 nucleotides. NCBI's taxonomy places the organism in Eukaryota, Vitrellaceae. The record is from the annotation of a GenBank genome assembly.